Molecule: messenger RNA, 451 nt
Organism: Racocetra persica
Lineage: Eukaryota; Fungi; Glomeromycota; Glomeromycetes; Diversisporales; Gigasporaceae
Source: the annotation of a GenBank genome assembly
GGCAGCCACUAUUCAAUCCUUAUGUCAACCAAAUUAUGCGGCAAGCACUACUAUAGUCAUACCAGAUCAAAAGAAAAAAGGAGAUCAAGUUAUUAAAAUUGCGGACCAAUUAACUAUUAACAACGAAACCAGCAAAAGUGAAACUAGCAACUUGGAUGAAACUAUUACGGUUAAAGAAACGGCAGAUAACAAAGUUGAUGUCAACUUAGAUGAAACUAUUACGGUUAAAGAAACGGCAGAUAACAAAGUUGAUGUCAACUUAGAUGAAACUAUUACGAUUAAAGAAGCGACAGAUAACGAAGUUGAUGACACUUAUGACACUAAAGAUACGGGCGAAAAUAAUUCAGCUAAAGCAGGUUUAGAACCUAAAGAGGCUUAUGAAGAACAUGAGAAUGUCGUUAUCGAAGAAGAUGGAAAUCGCCAUGUUUAUGUUACUCCAAAUCCACCAUGA